UUAGGCAGAGCUGCGAGCACUCAGGCAGGGGCUACUCAGCUGCACAUGCCACACUCAGUUCAGGACCUGGAGUAAAAAGGAUUUCCAACCCGCCCAAUGGCAGAAGAUAAGCUCACCGGAACCUUGCUUUUCACUGUCUUCACUGCUGUGCUGAGUUCCUUCCAGUUUGGAUAUGACAUUGGUGUGAUCAAUGCACCCGAAGAGACGAUAAAAUCCCAUUACAGACAUGUUUUGGGUGUUCCACUGGAUGACCGAAAGGCUAUCAACAGCUAUACUAUCAACGAUACAGAGGCACUGCCCACCACGCCUGUGUACUCAACAUCACCCCUUGGGUCUGAACAAGACACUAUGACACCUGAUGGCCUCAUCACCAUGUUCUGGUCCCUGUCUGUGUCCAGCUUUGCAGUUGGUGGAAUGAUUGCAUCAUUCUUUGGUGGGUGGCUUGGAGACAAGCUUGGAAGAAUCAAAUCCCUGUUGGUAGCAAACAUCUUCUCAUUAGUUGGAGCACUCUUGAUGGGGUGUUCAAAAUUGGGACCAUCUCAUAUACUUAUAAUUGCAGGAAGAGGCAUAUCAGGACUCUACUGUGGGCUCAUUUCAGGCCUGGUUCCCAUGUAUAUUGGGGAAAUUGCUCCAACUACACUCAGGGGCGCUCUUGGAGCUCUUCACCAGCUGGCUCUUGUCACGGGCAUUCUCAUUAGUCAGAUUGUGGGACUUGACUCCAUCCUGGGCAAUAACCAUCACUGGCAUAUCCUGCUUGGCCUGUCUGCUGUGCCAGCCCUCCUCCAGAUUCUGCUACUAUUUUUCUGUCCAGAAAGCCCAAGAUACCUUUACAUCACAUUGGAGGAGGAAGUCAAAGCAAAGAAAAGCUUGAAAAGAUUAAGAGGAAGUGAUGAUGUCACCAAAGACAUUAAUGAGAUGAGAAAAGAAAAAGAAGAAGCAUCAAGUGAGCAGAAAGUCUCUAUCAUUCAGCUCUUUACCAACUCCAGCUGCCGACAGCCUAUUAUAGUGGCACUGAUGCUGCACAUGGCUCAGCAAUUUUCUGGAAUCAAUGGAAUCUUUUACUACUCAACCAGCAUUUUUCAGAAAGCUGGAAUCAGGAAACCUGUUUAUGCAACCAUUGGAGUAGGUGCUAUCAACACAGUUUUCACUGCUCUCUCUGUAUUCCUUGUGGAGAAGGCUGGGCGACGUUCUCUGUUUCUGAUUGGAAUGGGUGGGAUGUUUUUCUGUAACAUCUUCAUGUCCCUGGGACUCGUGCUACUGGAUAAGUUCACGUGGAUGAGUUAUGUGAGCAUGGUAGCCAUCUUCCUCAAUGUCAGUUUCUUUGAAAUUGGGCCAGGCCCAAUCCCCUGGUUCAUAGGGGCGGAGCUUUUCAGUCAAGGACCACGCCCAGCUGCCUUAGCACUUGCUGCCUUCAGCAACUGGGCCUGCAACUUCCUGGUGGCCCUGUGUUUCCCGUACUUGGCGGAAUUCUGUGGGCCUUAUGUGUUUUUCCUCUUCUCUGGAGUGGUCUUGGGUUUUACCCUGUUCACAUUUUUUAAAGUUCCAGAAACCAAAGGAAAAUCUUUUGAGGAAAUUGCUGCAGAAUUCCGAAAGAAGAGCAGAUUGGCCGAACGACCAAAACCCGCGGUUGAGAUGGAAUUCCUUGGUGCUACAGAGACUGCAUAAAGAUAACCUGCUUUUUUAUAUGAACAAAACAGGAAGGAAGCUUUGUGUUUUUAAGUGAUUCCUUGAGAAUUUUAUACCUACAUCUUCAAGUAUUGUUUUAUUUUUUAAGAGCCUUUAUGGGCUCUGAUCAGAAAUUUCAUCAAAUAUUACCACAGAAAGUAUUAUUUUAUGUUAGAGAAUCUAUUUUUGAUGAUAGACUCUAUGACUAAGUAAAUCAAAAAGGCCAGCUCAUUUCACUGCACUAAUGGGCAAGUGUGUUCCAAUGUUCCUAGCCCUGUUUUUUAUAACAAGUGUCUUCUGAAGUUUUGAAAUUGAAGAGAUUUUAAUGUAUCAUAUUUUUGCUUUGUUAAGUAUCUAAGAAAUCUGAAGAUAAGACUAAUAUUUAUAUAUUUUAAUAGUAUUAAAUAGGACUUUUCUUACCCAAAGCUCUCAAAGAAAGGAGGUAUAGCUAACAGCACUAAGAUUCACAUGAAAAUUGAAUUUUCAAUUUCUCUCACUCAACUUUUUUCUUAUUAGAACUUUUAUGUUCUUGAAACUUCUAUUUUUAUGUGGAAUGUUUUAUUGAAAAUGUUAAAUAUGCUUUAAAAGAAAAACUUAUUUUUGGCAGGCUUACCAAAAAUCUUUAAGUACUAAGAAAAAAAAUAUUUUAGUUCCUUUGUUGGAUGAGUAAAUGGUUUUUGCAAGAGUAAAUACUAAAAUAUUUGUACCUGGUCAUACAGCCCGAGUUACCAGUUAAUAUUAACAUCUAUUAUAAAACCAUGUUAAUUCCUUGCUUAUUCAAUCUUUUGAGUUAUAUUUAAUUUUGCUUUUUAGUUGAGCACAGCCAGGUUUUCUGAGCUGUUUAUAAAAUAUCUAAAACAAUAAAGACAUUGUACAUUGUUCCAUGUUAUAUCACUCUAACUUUAGGAAAUCUGAAGUAAAAGAUUUCUCUCUUAAGAAAAUGUUUUCUAAAUUAUUAUUUCUCAAAACCAGUUGAAAAGGUAGGGUUGGAGGAUUCCUAAAAGUGGGCUUAGGUCAGCGCUGUGGCUCAAUAGGUUAAUCCUCCACCUUGAGGUGCUGGCACACCGGGUUCUAGUCCCGGUCGGGACACCGAUCCUGUCCCUGUUGCCCCUCUUCCAGGUCAGCUCUCUGCUAUGGCCCAGGAGUGCAGUGGAGGAUGGCCCAAGUGCUUGGGUCCUGCACCCUCAUGGGAGACCAGGAGAAGCACCUGGCCCCUGGCUUCAGAUCAGCGCGGUGCGCCGGCCGCAGCGCGCCAGCUGCGGCGGCCAUUGGAGGGUGAACCAACAGCAAAAAGGAAGACCUUUCUCUCUGUCUCUCUCUCUCUCUCUCUCUCUCACUGUCCACUCUGCCUGUCAAAAAAAAAAAAAAGUGGGCUCAUGAAACUUCAUGAAUGCUCAUUUUUCAAACUAAAACAAAUUCCCUAUUUAAUUUGCCCAGAAAGACUGCAUUUCCUAAUAUAAAAUAAGUAUCCCCUUUAACACUUUCUUGUAGGUCUUAAUAGUACUCAGAUUCUGUCUGGAAUGCUUUCUUGUUUAACCCCUUUAUAAGUAUGAUUUUUCUCCUAGCUUGUUCAAAGCAUAAAAAUUAGACUUUUUGAUUUGGCCACUUUCCUGGUACAUCUAGCCAUUGCUCUCUCAAGGCAUGAAAAAAAGGGACUUUUUUUUUUUAUUUUUUAAGAUUUAUUUUGGGGCCAGUGCUCUGGUGUAGCAGAUAAAGCCGUCACCUACAGUGCCAGCAUCCCAUAUGGGCGCCAGUUUGAGUCCUGGCUGCUCCACGUCCCAUCCAGCUCUCUGCUAUGGCCUGGGAAAGCAGUAGAAGAUGGCCCAAGUCCUUGGGCCUCUGCACCCAUGUGGAAGACUCAGAAGAAGCCCUUGGCUCCUGGCUUUGGAUCAGCACAGCUCCGGUCAUCUGGGGAAUGAACCAGCGUCUGGAAGACCUCUCUUUCUCCCUCUGCCUCUCUUUUUUAAGAUUUAUUUAUUUAUUUGGAAGGCAGAGUUACAGAGAGAGGAAAGAAAGAUCUUUCAUCUGUUUGGUUUACUUCCUUAAUUGCCGUAACAGCAGGGACUUGGCCAAGCACAAGCCAGGAGCCUGGAACUCUUUCAGGUCUCCAAUGUUGGGGGCAUUCUUCUUCUGCUGCUUUCCUAGAUGCAUUAGCAGGGAGCUGGACCAGAAGUGGAAUAGUUGGGGCUGGAAAGGGCAACCAUAUGGGAUGCUGCUGUCUUAGGCUGUGGUUUAACCUGCUGCAUUACAACAACGACCCCAGAAAUUUUUUUUAAGUAUUAAUUAUUUAUUUGAAAGACAUAGUUACAGAGAGGCAGAGAGAGAGAGAGAGACAAAGAGAGAGAGAGAGAAAGAAGAGAGAGAGAGAGAAAGGUCUUCCAUCUGAUGGUUCACUCCCCAGAUAGCCACAAUGGCCGCAGCUGACUGGAUCUGAAGCCAGGAGCUUGGAGUCUCUUCUGGGUCUCCCACGUGGGUGCAGGGGCCCAAUGAGUUGGGCUAUCUUCUACUGCUUUCCCAGGCCAUAGCAGAGAGCUGGAUGAGAAGUGGAGCAGCCAGGUCUCAAACUGGUGCCCAUAUGGGAUGCUGACAGUGUAGGCGGCAGCUUUACCGGCUACACCACAGUACUGGCCCAGGGAGAUGGUUUUAUCUAACUUCCUCCUCCCUACUUUCUGUGCCAUGCUCUAAACCGUAAUACAUGCUGAUAUACAGUAAGACACUGUUUCUCUCCCACCCCGACUUAGGGAAAUCACAGUAUAAUAGAAAUCCAAGAAGCUCUGAGUUUUAAUAUGUACCUCUGUGUCUUUUGACUUCCAUAAACCUGGAUUUUGGGUCCUUUCUUGUAAAAUGGGCAUAAUAAUGUCACCUACCUCAGAUCUGCUAUCACUAUUAAAAUAUUAAGCAUAGUACCUGGUACAAAGAGGUAUUCAAUAAAUGUUACCUAAAAUUACUAUUCACAGAGACAGUGUUGGCAUAAAGGAUUAUCAUAUGUAAGAUAAUUACAAAUUUUUCUUUAGAAAAAAGUAGCUUUAUAAGUUCAAAAUAAUAUUUUUUUUAAGAUUUAAAAGCAAGAAAGUCAGAGGCCUCCAGCCAGAGUGGCAUGGAGGGGGGUUCCAAGAGAGGCAAAACCCAAAGGGGCUGGUGGUACUGGGGUUUUUAAGCACAAUUUUGGGGAAGAAAAAAAAUUUAUCAGCUAGACAUUCAGUUUACAAGGUGGGGACAAACCAAAAUAAUAUUUUCUUAAUUCAGAAACAAUCCCAUAACAUUAAGGGAAUGGAAAGAACCAGGAGAUAUAAGACAAUCGAAUUCCUAAAUCCAAACUUGCUAUUUCUCAGUUUAUUAGAAUUUUUGUUGUAUUUUUACAACUUUUGCCUAAGUUAUGUUAUUUUAAGGGAUCCCUAUGUAAUAUUAUUUCUUUGGAUAAUACUAAGUACAAAUAAAAUGCUGUAUAUCAGUUUUAAAUAUAAUUUGAUAUAUUUGUCACAGGACAAGAUCAAAGUUGUUAAUAAUUCUCAAAAAUUGCAAAACUGUUACAUAAUGGAAAUCAGUGUGUAUGCAUAAACUGCUUCUUUUUCAUAGCUUACUUGUUGCCUGUUUAGCAAAUAAUGCAGUGGUAAAGCAAUAUCUUGUGCUUACAGCAUUUAAGCAGAAGUGAUGAGUUAUGUAAAAAAACUACCUAUCUCUAUCUUUAUCUAUCUAUCUGUAUGUAUCUAUCUAAAUUUUCCUUACAAUUUUGUAUUAGUGACAUGGGCAGAAAAGGUUUAUAGCUAACCACUCUUAGCCAUCUGCUGGUGGUUUUACUACUUUCUAAUUUGGUGCACAUUAAAAAAACAACUAUCAAGAAAAGAAACUGGUUUUAUUUAAAAUAUAUAUACACUAUAAUUUUAUGUCAAUAAAUGUAUUUAUGAAUGCUUA
Molecule: messenger RNA, 5577 nt
Organism: Lepus europaeus (European hare)
Lineage: Eukaryota; Metazoa; Chordata; Mammalia; Lagomorpha; Leporidae
Gene: SLC2A2
Product: solute carrier family 2 member 2
Exons: 11
Coding region: 97-1665 (522 amino acids)
Biological process (GO): D-glucose transmembrane transport
Cellular component (GO): brush border; membrane
Source: RefSeq, a predicted model, not a curated record